This is a messenger RNA of Microthlaspi erraticum, 1437 nucleotides long. The record is from the annotation of a GenBank genome assembly. Lineage: Eukaryota; Viridiplantae; Streptophyta; Magnoliopsida; Brassicales; Brassicaceae.
AUGUCGAUUGUUGUGGAUAUCAACAAAGUAUCAGAUAUGGAUAUCCAUGACAAAUUGAAGAAGGCGGCUCAAGAUGGGGAUAUAGAAAGACUCUAUGAGUUGAUAACUGAAGAUCCAAACAUUCUAGGUCAUUUUGAUGAAGUUCCUUUUUGUGAGACUCCACUACACAUUGCAGCUGCAGAAGGGCAAACUCAUUUUGCCAUGGAACUAAUGACCCUUAAGCCGUCACUUGCUUCGAAGCUAAACGUGUCAGGUUUCAGUCCGAUGCAUUUAGCCCUGCAAAACAACCAUACGCAAAUCGUGAGAGGGUUUGUGGCAAUCGACAGCAGCUUAGUCAGCAUCAAGGGAAGAGGAAGGAUCACUCCUUUGCAUCAUGUGGCUCGCACGGGUGAUGCAGAGUUGUUGAGUGAGUUCUUGUUUGCUUGUCCUUCUUCGUUAAACGAUUUGACGAUUAAGUGUGAGACAGCUGUGCACAUUACCGUAAAGAACCACCAGUUCAAGGCAUUUAAGGUUCUAUUGGGAUGGGUCAAGAGAGUAAACAAGGAGGAAAUCUUGGAUUGGAAGGAUGAGAAUGGUAACACAGUCUACCAUAUUGCUGCAUCGAUAAAUCAAACUGAGGUCAUUAAGUUGCUGCGUAAAACCGUUAAAGUAAAAGCCAAGAACCUGGAUGGCAAAACCGCGAUGGAUAUACUUCAAAUUCACCAAUCUUCUUGCUUCCCCCAGACAAGAAGACUUUUCUACAGAGCUAAAGAUAUACUACUUUGUAAUCACACAACGACUCUUGUGGAAUAUCUGAGCAGAAAACCGUCGUUUAUGGAGAAACGUAAAACUCUCUUGGGGAUGAGUAACUUGAGCAUGACUAGUGACAUGUCUCUAAACUCCAGCAACCGCCACGAUGCAAUACUUGUGGUGGCUGUACUCAUAGUAACAGCUACAUACCAGGCUGCUCUAAGUCCUCCUGGUGGAUUUUGGCAGGAUAGUUCAUCAGAUACUAAGCAUAACAAUAGCCACGUGGCUGGGCAGAUGACUAUGACUUCCUCCAAUGCCUUGUACUUUAAUGUCCUCAACGGGUUUGCCUUCUUAUCAUCUCUAUAUGUGAUCAUAAUCCUCAUAAUGGGACUCCCCAUGUGGAGGUUAAUCUAUGCUGCAAUGGUGGCUUUAUGUUUCGCAAUGUUAGCAUCAUACAGCACUAUAUUCCCGAUUCUACAUGGCGAUUUCGAAAAGAUAUCAUCGUUAAUCUGCUUCAAUGCAUUCCCUUUGAUUAUCGGAGCCAUCAUGUAUACUACUUUCGUGGCAUUUGCUUUUGAUAAACAUCGCCGGCACGGAGUGGACUUCCCGGCGAGCUGCUUCAGCUCAUAUGAUGCAUGGCAUCAUUAUCUUGUCUUAUUCUGUGGAAUUUGUUUUAUCGGUUUUGUUUUAUCUUUUCUGAAGUUUUAA